Messenger RNA from Eubalaena glacialis (North Atlantic right whale), 2455 nucleotides. RefSeq names its product protein tyrosine phosphatase receptor type E (gene PTPRE). Gene Ontology annotation, biological process: protein dephosphorylation. The transcript is spliced from 20 exons. NCBI's taxonomy places the organism in Eukaryota, Metazoa, Chordata, Mammalia, Artiodactyla, Balaenidae. Gene Ontology annotation, molecular function: protein tyrosine phosphatase activity. The record is from RefSeq and is a predicted model, not a curated record. The coding region runs from base 209 to 2305 and encodes 698 amino acids.
GAUAUCGAGCUGUCAGAGUUUCCAUUUAGAGGAAAUAGGAACAUAGCUUUCCUAUAUAAACGCGUGGCUCAUCUCUGAGCUCCCAGCAGACCCAGUUCAGAGCUGGAAUUCUUCUUCUAGAAAUCCUGUUCCUGCUGACAGGAAAACAUGGAUUCUCUCAGGCCAGGAUGGCUCCCCAGCAUCGUCCCCGUAGGACAAGAGGGUCGCCAUGGAGCCCUUCUGUCCGCUCCUGCUGGCCGGUGUUAGCCUGCCCCUCGCCAAGGCUUUCAAGGGCAACGAGACCACCACCGCGCAGAGCAACUGGACCUCCACGACCGCAGGCCCUCCGGCCCCCGGCGCGCCGCAGCCCCUGCUGGCCUGGCUGCUGCUGCCCCUGCUGCUCUGCCUGCUCCUCGCGGCCUACGUCUUCAGGUUCAGGAAGCAGAGGAAGGCGGUGGUCAGCUCCAACGACAAGAAGAUGCCAAACGGAAUCCUAGAAGAGCAAGAGCAGCAAAGGGUGAUGCUUCUCAGCAGGUCCCCCUCGGGGCCCAAGAAGUACUUGCCUAUCCCCGUGGGGCACCUGGAAGAGGAGAUCCGGGUCCGGUCGGCGGAUGACUGCAAGAGGUUUCGGGAGGAGUUCAAUUCACUGCCGUCUGGACACAUACAAGGAACUUUUGAACUGGCCAAUAAAGAAGAAAACAGAGAAAAAAACAGAUAUCCCAACAUCCUUCCCAAUGACCAUUCCAGGGUGAUUUUAAGCGAAGUGGACGGAACCCCAUGUUCAGACUACAUCAAUGCUUCAUACAUAGAUGGUUAUAAAGAGAAGAAUAAAUUCAUAGCAGCUCAAGGCCCUAAACAGGAGACAGUGAAUGACUUCUGGAGAAUGAUCUGGGAACAGAAGUCUGCAACCAUCGUCAUGUUGACGAACCUGAAAGAAAGAAAGGAGGAGAAGUGCUAUCAGUACUGGCCGGACCAGGGCUGCUGGACCUACGGAAGCAUCCGGGUGUGCGUGGAGGACUGCGUGGUCCUGGUGGACUACACCAUCCGGAAGUUCUGCAUUCAGUCCCAGCUCCCCGACGGCUGCAAAGCCCCUCGGCUCGUCUGCCAGCUGCACUUCACCAGCUGGCCCGACUUCGGAGUGCCUUUCACCCCCAUCGGGAUGCUCAAGUUCCUGAAAAAAGUGAGGACACUCAACCCCACGCACGCCGGGCCCAUAGUGGUCCACUGUAGCGCGGGCGUGGGCCGGACGGGCACCUUCAUAGUGAUCGAUGCCAUGAUGGACAUGAUGCAUGCCGAGCAGAAGGUGGGCGUCUUUGAUUUCGUGUCCAGAAUCCGCAAUCAGCGGCCUCAGAUGGUUCAGACGGACAUGCAGUACACGUUCAUCUACCAAGCCUUACUGGAGUACUACCUCUAUGGGGACACCGAGCUGGACGUGUCCUCCCUGGAGAAGCACCUGCAGACGCUGCACGGCAGCACCACCCACUUCGACAAGGUCGGGCUGGAGGAGGAGUUCAAGAAAUUGACAAAUGUCCGGAUCAUGAAGGAGAACAUGAGGACAGGCAACCUGCCGGCCAACAUGAAGAAGGCCAGGGUCAUCCAGAUCAUCCCAUAUGACUUCAACCGCGUCAUCCUUUCCAUGAAAAGGGGCCAGGAGUACACGGAUUACAUCAACGCGUCCUUUAUAGACGGCUACCGGCAGAAGGACUACUUCAUCGCCACCCAGGGGCCCCUGGCGCACACGGUGGAGGACUUCUGGAGGAUGGUCUGGGAGUGGAAGUGCCACACGAUCGUGAUGCUGACCGAGGUCCAGGAGAGAGAGCAGGAUAAAUGCCACCAGUAUUGGCCGACAGAGGGCUCAGUGACUCAUGGAGAAAUAACGAUAGAAAUAAAGAGCGAUACCCUUUCUGAAGCCAUCAGUAUACGAGACUUCCUGGUCACUUUCAAUCAGCCCCUGGCCCGCCAGGAGGAGCAGACCCGGGUCGUGCGACAGUUCCACUUCCACGGCUGGCCGGAGAUCGGGAUCCCCGCCGAGGGCAAGGGCAUGAUCGACCUCAUUGCGGCCGUGCAGAGGCAGCAGCAGCAGACAGGCAACCACCCCAUCACGGUGCACUGCAGUGCUGGAGCUGGGCGUACCGGGACUUUCAUAGCACUCAGCAACAUUCUGGAACGGGUCAAAGCUGAGGGACUUCUAGACGUAUUCCAAGCUGUGAAGAGUUUACGACUUCAGAGGCCACAUAUGGUGCAAACCCUGGAACAGUAUGAAUUCUGCUACAAAGUGGUACAAGAUUUUAUUGAUAUAUUUUCUGAUUAUGCUAAUUUCAAAUGAAAAUUCCUGCCUUAAAAUAUUUUUUAAUUUAAUGGUCAGUAUAUUUUGUAAAAGUCAUGUUAAUUUAUUUCAUAGUUGACAUUAAUAUCCUCCUAAUUUCUUUGUAUAUAUUUUGUUAUGCUUUAAAGGCCACCUGCUGUAAAGUUAUUA